AUGGAAUACCAGAAUCAGGCAAAGCAAUUGUUUCAAAAAAUAGCUGGAGAUUCCACUGCACCAGCCAGACAGACUAUAGAGACAGGACCAUACCUAUUCCAUUACCUGAUAGAACGUAGCGUUUGCUACCUUGUCUUGUGUGAAAAGGCUUUCUCCAAAAGACUUGCUUUUUCAUAUUUAGAAGAAUUACAAGGAGAAUUUUCAUCGCAGUAUGGGAAGAAAAUAGAAACUGUAUCUAGACCUUAUCACUUCAUUGCUUUUGAUACAUUUAUUACAAAAACUCGAAAGUCUUACAUGGAUUCCCGAGCACGAAAAAACUUGUCCAACAUCAACACAGAAUUGCAGGAUGUGCAACGGAUUAUGGUUCAGAAUAUUGAUGAUGUUUUACAACGAGGAGAAGCAUUAAACACUCUGGGUAACAAAGCCAGUAACCUGUCCAUACUCUCACAGCAGUAUAAAAAAGAUGCAACUUAUCUGAACCUCCGGUCCACAUAUGCCAAAGUUGCUGCUGUAGUUAUCGUCAUAGUUGUCUUCUUUUUGUUCAUUCGUUUUUGGUGGUGGUAA
Molecule: messenger RNA, 564 nt
Organism: Acanthosepion pharaonis
Lineage: Eukaryota; Metazoa; Mollusca; Cephalopoda; Sepiida; Sepiidae
Source: the annotation of a GenBank genome assembly